Molecule: messenger RNA, 3134 nt
Organism: Quercus lobata
Lineage: Eukaryota; Viridiplantae; Streptophyta; Magnoliopsida; Fagales; Fagaceae
Product: probable protein phosphatase 2C 52
Exons: 6
Coding region: 1495-2913 (472 amino acids)
Biological process (GO): protein dephosphorylation
Molecular function (GO): protein serine/threonine phosphatase activity
Source: RefSeq, a predicted model, not a curated record
UCUGCUAAUAAUCCCAAACUCACACCUUUUCUGUUCACUCAUUCUCUUUGGUUAAUCUUUCCCUUGCAAAACCCACUUUUUCUUUCAAUUCUUUUUAUGCUUCAUUCUUCCCAUUCCACUCUACUUUUCAUAGUUUCUUAACCGGGUUUAUUCUAUUUUUCCUUGUUGGUAUGUGUUUGUUUCAGUUAGUAAUUACUUAAUUUAUUGCUUACGGUUACUACUUUAGCACCCAAGUAAAGCUUGUUUAGUGGCAUUGAGUAAUGAACCAUUUGCAUCACUGCAUGUACAUGUAACACCAAUUGUGUUUGAGUUUUGGGUUCUAGGCUCUGUUUGUUGGUUGAGAAAAAACAGAGGAAACUAAACAGAAAAUCAGAAAUGCUUUUCGAUUUCAUGUUUUUUGCGGCUGUAGUUAACCAAAACUGAAACUUUAGGCUGUGCUUAGACCGAUUGUAAGAAAAUUUAAGUUUUUGAACUGUUAAUUUCUUUUGUAAACCUCUACAUUUUUUCUAAACAAACAGGAAAGUAGUCAUUUUUGGUUACCCUGUUUUAUCUGGUUUUGUCUCUUAGGAAAAUCAGCUGUAAUUGCUUGAUCUCGUUCGUUCUGUUUCUGGGUUUUCUUCUACAUUUUCUAGGUUACCAAACGGAACACUGUUUGUCUAUUUUUUCCUUCUUCUCUUAUAAUAAUAUAAUUGCAUAAGACUUAUUACUUUAAUCUCUUUAUGCUCCUUUUUGGGUUUUGUUCAUUGAUACUGUGUUGACAAAAUCAUGCUUUUCUUUCGUCCUUUUCUGCUUUUCUACCUUUACUUUUAUCUCUUUUCGGUUCUCUCCCAAGUGGGAUUUCAAAAUUUUGUACAUUUUUUUUUCCUUUUGCCCUCUCUCUCUCUCUCUCUCUCUGCCUGUGUUAAAAAAGAGUCCACUGACCAGUCUUCUGCUCCGUUUGGUUGCCGAGAAAAAAAAAAGCACGGAAAAAGGAAAAGAAAAAGAAAAAAAAUCAAAACUUUAACUAUGACUUUCUUUCUGUUAGUAGGUUCUUAAGUUCAAUAAAAUUUAAACAAUUUUGAACUGGGCUGAAUUGUUUUUUGAAACAUCUACAGUAAGAACCAAUCAAAAAGUAGGCAGUUAAUAAUCUUACCCUACAUUUUCUAAGCUGCCAAACGGAGAUUUAGAGGUUUAAAUAAGGACAUAUUGUGAAAUUUUGUCAUGGGGUGCGAAAAUGUCUGGCUUGCCCCUUGGUGUUGAUCUAUUUUUUGGUGAUGUGUUUAGCAGGAAAGGUAAGGCUAUGCAUUUGACCAAGAUAAAAUGAGGCCAGAUUUCUAUACAGAGGUGUAAAGUGGCUUGUGUCUUGAUGUGUGAGAAUCUUUGGCGUUUGAAUGGUCUUUAUCCUUGGUUGACUAUUCUACUAUCUCAAAAUUUCAUGUGAGAUCUGGCCUGGCUAAGGAGGAAACUUGUCCCUUAUUUACAUCUGAUGAAUGUUUUCUUUCUGGAGCUGAGUAAAUGGGGAGUUGUGUAUCAACUAGUAGUCGGAGUACUUGUAGUAGCGGGAGCAAUGGAGAGACAGUCUCUCCCUCUUGUUUUUGCAGGCAAAAGAGAACGAGGAGAACAUUCUCAGACCAUGUUGUUAGCUUGCAGCAUCUACCAUCCAUACCGAACAGGAUUUUUAUGAAUGGAAAGAGCCGUACUUCUUGCAUAUUCACACAGCAGGGCCGCAAGGGUAUAAACCAGGAUGCCAUGGUUGUCUGGGAAGAUUUCAUGUCAGAAGAUGCUAUAUUUUGUGGUAUCUUUGAUGGCCAUGGUCCACAUGGCCAUCUUGUUGCACGCAAAGUGAGGGAUGUCCUGCCGAUAAAGCUAUUAUCAUUCUUGCAUUCUUAUCAGUCAAGGUCAAAUGGGUCAAAUACAACCUGCUUUAAAGGGAAUCUGAAGAGAUCAGAUGGUGGAGAUUCAGAGAAGGAUUGUUCAGCGGAGGAUAAAUUAAAUUCUAUAUGGAGAGAAGCUUUCUUAAAGUCAUACAAGGCCAUGGACAAAGAGCUGAGGUCUCAUCCAAAUUUGGACUGCUUCUGUAGUGGUAGCACCUCUGUCACCAUAGUGAAACAGGGCUCAAGCCUUUUUAUGGGAUAUAUUGGGGAUUCUCGAGCAAUUAUGGGGUCUAGGGACAGUAAUGAUUCCAUGAUGGCAGUCCAGUUGACUGUUGAUUUAAAGCCUGAUUUGCCAAGGGAGGCUGAAAGGAUUAAACGUUGUAAGGGUAGGGUCUUUGCUUUGCAAGAUGAGCCUGAAGUGCCUAGGGUAUGGUUGCCAUUUGAUGAUGCACCUGGAUUAGCAAUGGCUCGAGCAUUUGGGGAUUUCUGUUUGAAGGAGUAUGGGGUGAUCUCUAUACCUGAAUUCUCUCACCGGCUACUUACGGACAGAGAUCAGUUCAUCGUUCUUGCCUCUGAUGGGGUUUGGGAUGUCUUGAGUAAUGAAGAGGUGGUUGAGAUAGUAUCCACAGCUCCAACCCGAUCGUCAGCUGCAAGGAUCCUGGUGGACUCGGCUGCUCGUGAAUGGAAACUCAAAUACCCAACUUCGAAGAUGGAUGACUGUGCAGUGGUUUGUUUGUUUCUGGAUGGGAAAAUGGAUGCAGAAUCUGAUUAUGAUGAACAAAACUUCUCUUCUGCAACCCUUCAGAGCAAUCAUUCUGGUAAUGCUAUUGAAUCAGAUGAUGGCCAGAAGUCUGAACCAUCUUUGCAAAGGAACUUUACAGUCAGAUCAUCAGAAGAAAAUGAUGCUUAUGGACGAUUACCUGUUGAGGUUGAAGGGAAUGAGGAAACCGUAGCAGCUGAAGAUCAGAAUUGGUUAGGUUUGGAAGGCGUCACACGAGUGAACUCACUUGUUCAACUUCCCAGAUUUUCUGAGGAGAGGCCAAACCCCGAAAUUUUGUGAUUUCUAUAGAAAUGGAAUGGAACUAGUUUUCUUGUAUUACCUUGGUCUUGGCACCUUACAAAUACAAGAAGAAAACCUUUUUUCUUUGGUGACAUUUUGUCCAAGGUUUGUGUAUGUACAUUUAAAGCUACAAUCAAUGUUUUGUUCUUUUGUAUUGCACAGAAAUUCAGUCGAAAUCACUUUCAUCAAGGAAUGAUAUCAGCAUGGUUCCAAUUUCUGUA